UCCACGAACACAUUCAUUUAACGGCAUGAUGGGUUGCAAGAACUUCUGCUUUGACUUUCUGAGCUCCUUGAAGUACCUAUGUGACUGCGACGUUCGUUUUAAAAAUGAACUUUCAUACUUUUUGCAAGUUGAGAGCUGGUCUUCUGAUGACAAGCAGCUAUUAUUGCAGAAGUUGGCUGAGGUGUUUCUAAUCCAGGAUUUGACUCCCUUUCUGGUAAAACGCUGCAAACCAAUACUGCUGGAAAUUCUUGAACGUUGUGCUAAAAACCUUCAGCAAGAAUCUUAUAGGAAUGGUUCUCACGUAGAAAGAUUUUGUUACACUCUUAGUGAGCUGUUAACACUGUCUCAUUUGAAAGACUUCGUUUACAGAUUUAUUAAAACCUGCAGUUUGUUUUCAAUAAUUUCGGAUGAGGAGCAGGUUAACGAGCAAGAAAUAGAGAGAAUUUUAUGUGUAUUGAAGACUUGCUACAAUCUACUUAGUUAUGAUUUUGAAACAUUUCACAGAAUCUGGGAAUGGAGUCCUAUUUUUAAAUUUCUGCAACAUAGUCAUCCUGGAGUGAGAUGGUACGCUUUACAUAUUAUUUCAAUUUUAACAGGUAUAUCAGAACAAAUUAAGAUUGGUCUGCUGGAUAAACUUUUUACAAUUUCAGAGAGAACCUCAUUUUUAACACAAGAGUUUACACGUAAGUUGCUUAGUCAUGUAAGAGAUUGUAGAGAUAUAAAUGAUCAUCAGAAAUUAACUUCAGAUUCUAUGGAUGUCAGUGGUGAUAACAUCAAUGGAGCAUCUAUCAAUAAGGAAGAUUUGAUUGGCCAAUAUACAACCCUUUGUGGGGUUAUACUGCCAUGCCUACCUGGAACAUUGAAUCUUGUGGACCAUUCAUUUGUCAUGGUACCAUCAACAGUAUAUAAUCUUCAUCUACUAGUACUAUCGGUAGCCACAGGAAAUGGUGUAUUAUUAGAAGGACCUAUAGGCUGUGGGAAAACAGCCCUGGUUGAAUUUGUGGCCAGAGCAACAGGGAGAACACGCCCACCAGAAUUUAUGAAGAUUCAACUUGGAGAUCAGACAGACAGCAAGUCUUUGUUAGGUACAUAUGUGUGCACAGACACACCAGGAGAAUUUGUAUGGCAGGCUGGGCCACUGCUACAGGCUGUACAAGCUGGGUAUUGGAUUCUCUUGGAGGAUAUUGACCUGGCUCCUAUGGAUGUGAUCUCAGUGUUAAUACCAUUGCUGGAAUCUCGUACACUGUCCGUGCCAGCACAUGGUAAUGUUGUGAAGGCAUCACCAGGGUUUCAGCUAUUUGCCACUCAGAGGUCAUACAGUGGUCAUUGUGGAUUCAGUUAUCAUGUUGCUAGUGCUAAUUCUGCUAUCUUGGAAAAGCUAUGGUCAAGAGUUCAGAUUGAACCCUUUUCCAAGGAAGAACUUACAGAGGUGGUUGUCCAGAAGUACCCAGACCUUGAAAAUAUUGCAACAAAGCUGGUGGAUAUCUACUGCAUGUUAUCUGCAGAUCCACACCUUGUUUCCAGUGAAGACACAGCAAAGUGCUCCCUUCCUUAUGAUAAGCGGCAAAGCUCUAGUAGAGAUUUAAUGAAGUGGUGUAGUAGAAUAGCUGUAACAGCUUGUGGUGCACCUACGUUGCUUGAUUCGAAAGAGGUUUUCCUUGAAGCUCAUGACUGUUUCAGUGCUCCUUUACCAAAAACUUAUGAUCAAAAUUUGAUUGAUUUAGCAGUUGGUGCCAAGUUAGGCUUGACCAAAGAAAAGAUUGAAUUUUUCUUCAUGAAUUACAAACCAAAUGUUCAUACCUCUCCACUGUCAAUGACAGUUGGUAGGGUCACACUGAAAAAGAAAGUUCAUGAAAGCCUGGCAAUUUCUUUUGGUCAAAAUAACCUUUCAAAAUUUGCUCAUACAAGACAUUCUUUAGUGUUGCUUGAGAAAGUUGCAGCUUGUAUCAGAAACAGUGAACCUGUUUUACUGGUUGGGGAGACAGGAACUGGGAAAACAUCAACAGUACAGUACUUGGCAACACAGUGUGCAGUUAGUUUAAAAGUUGUAAAUAUGAGCCAGCAAAGUGACAGCUCAGAUCUACUUGGUGGUUACAAACCUGUGGAGAUGAAACAGAUUGUGGCUCCCGUGAGGGAAAAGUUUGAAAUGUUGUUUUGCAAGACGUUCUCAAGGAAACAAAAUGUGAAGUUCUUGAGUCAUGUUCAGAGAUGCUUUGCUCAACAACAGUGGGAGAUCUUGUUUAAAUUAAUGAUUCAUAGUCAAAAAAAUGCCACAGAAAGAGUAAAGAAAGAUAAACAAAUGGAGAAGCUUUUGGUUGAGUGGCAAGGUCUGAUUCAGGACAUCCAGCAGUUACAAAAACAGCAGAAAAAUGCAGAGAGUGCAUUGGCGUUUAGAUUUGUGGAAGGAACACUUGUGCAGGCUUUACAAAAUGGUGACUGGGUUUUACUGGAUGAGAUCAAUUUGGCCACACCUGAGACACUGGAAUGUCUUUGUGGUUUGUUGGAGAGUUCAUCUGGAUCAGUGGUGCUAAUGGAAAGAGGGGAUGUUACUCCUACUGUGAGACAUGAAGACUUUCGCCUGUUUGCCUGCAUGAAUCCAGCUACUGAUGUGGGGAAGAAAGAUCUGCCUCCAGGAAUUAGGAACAGGUUCACAGAAAUCUUUGUCAGAGAAUUAGAGAGUACAGCAGACCUGAAAACCCUGGUUGUGGAUUACUUGCAAGGAUUGUCACCCAAUUCAGCCAUUGUGGAUGGAAUUGUUAGAUUUUACCUCACAGUCAAGCAUGAAGCAGAAGACAAGCUGACUGAUGGCACAGGACACAAGCCUCAUUACAGUUUGCGAACUCUGUGCCGUGCUUUAAGAUAUGCAGCUAUAAAUCCCCAUCAGAAUGUUCUGAGGUCUAUUUAUGAGGGAUUUUGUUUGAGUUUUUUGACACAAUUGGAUCGUUCAUCACACCCCUCUGUCCAGUCUCUCAUUAAGCAUCACAUCCUGGGCCAUGUUAAUGCUGCCAGUAUGUUAAAGCAGCCCUUGCCUAAGCCACAAGAUUCUGGACACUACUGUAAUUUUGAAGGAUUUUGGAUUGCUUUGGGAAGCAAAGAACCUGUGAUGUCAAAUGAGUAUGUCUUAACAGCUUCAGUGAAGGCUAACUUGAAGGAUCUUGCUAGGGUUGUAUCUGCCAGGAAGCUUCCAGUUUUAAUUCAGGGAGAAACCUCAGUGGGUAAAACCAGUUUGAUUCAGUGGCUGGCUAAGGCAUCUGGGAACCAUUGUGUUAGAAUAAAUAAUCAUGAACACACUGAUAUCCAAGAAUAUCUUGGUUGUUACACUUCAGAUGAGAAUGGCAAAUUGGUUUUUAAAGAAGGUGUUUUAGUUGAUGCCAUGAGAAAGGGCCACUGGAUCAUUUUGGAUGAGCUCAAUCUAGCCCCUUCAGAUGUCUUAGAGGCCCUUAAUAGGCUGUUAGAUGAUAACAGAGAGCUGUUUAUUCCAGAAACACAAGAAACAGUUGUAGCUCAUCCAAUGUUUAUGCUCUUUGCUACACAAAAUCCUCCUGGACAUUAUGGUGGAAGAAAGGUGUUAUCAAGAGCUUUUCGAAAUCGCUUUGUAGAACUUCAUUUUGAUGAGCUUCCCAGCCAGGAACUUGAGGUUAUUCUUCACCAGCGCUGUAGAUUACCACUGUCUUAUGCUAAGAAACUGGUGGCAAUAAUGCUUGCCUUACAAGCACGGCGUAGGAGUACCAAUGUAUUUGCUGGUAAACAGGGCUUUAUCACCUUACGAGAUUUGUUUCGCUGGGCAGAGAGGUACAGCAAGACUCCUGAUGUAGAAGGAAGUGGCUUUUAUGACUGGGAUCAGCACAUUGCAGAGGAUGGUUACAUGCUGCUCGCCGGUCGAUGCAGAAAUCCCUCAGAGUGCAAAGUCAUCCAGGAAGUUAUUGAAAAGCAAAUGAAGCGAAGUUUUGAUCCAGAUUCUUUGUUUGGGUAUCCUUCUUUGCAAAAGCAUUCUCACAGGAUCUCUAGUCUCAUGGAAGAAGUCACAACAGUGCCAUUGGAGGGAUUCAAACACAUUGUCUGGACUUACAGUAUGCGUAGGCUUGCUGUCUUGGCUGGAAGAGCCCUUAAGUUUGGAGAACCAGUUUUGCUUGUUGGAGAAACAGGCUGUGGUAAGACCACCAUUUGCCAACUGUUUGCUGCUCUGUGGAAACAGCAGUUAUUUGCUGUUAACUGUCACAUGCAUUCUGAGUCUGCUGAUUUCCUUGGAGGUCUGAGACCUGUGAGACACAGAGGCCAGGAGGAACAGGAUGAGCAAGUUACCAAGCUGUUUGAGUGGUGUGAUGGACCUCUUGUACAAGCAAUGAAAGAUGGAGCAAUGUUCUUGGUAGAUGAGAUUUCUUUAGCUGAUGACUCAGUGUUGGAGAGACUCAACAGUGUGCUAGAACCUGAGAGGACUUUAGUUCUUGCUGAAAAAGGCAGUGAUGGUGGAGAUCCUGUUGGAGAAGAUGUUGCCAUGUUGGUUGCACACAAAGAUUUCAAAAUCAUAGGAACCAUGAAUCCUGGUGGAGAUUUUGGCAAGAAAGAGCUAUCUCCAGCCCUUAGGAACAGGUUCACUGAGAUUUGGUGCCCACCUUCAGAUGCCAGGGCAGACCUGGUACAGAUUAUAGAACACAACAUCAAGCCUGGAGUUGUUCUGAAAUCAGCCUGUCAAGGUACAUCAGGAAUUGGAGAAGCUAUGGUGGACUUCAUAGAAUGGUUUCAUAGCUCAGACUUUGGAAAGAGAUUUGUAGUGAGCAUCAGAGAUCUGUUGUCUUGGGUGAAUUUUAUAAAUACAUGCAGUUUCUCAACAACUCUGAAUGGUGCAGAUGAAAAUACAGGUGACAAAGUCUUACUCUCAUCAGCCUUAGCUUAUGUCCAUGGUGCCUGCCUUGUUUUUCUGGAUGCCUUGGGUGCAGGGUCCAAUAUCUUGGUUUCAUCAUCAUUAUCAACAUCAGCCACAAUUACAUCUGCAACAUCAAGUGGUGUAAAAGACGCGUACCAAACUUGCCUUGAAUUUCUGAAGAGACAGGUGGAACAAGACGAAGAGGAAAUGCAGUGUUGUGGAUAUCCUAACAAUGCACAAAUGAAAAAUAUCAAUGAAAGACCAGAUUUUUUUGGUAUAUGGCCAUUUUAUAUACAAAGAGGACCACAACCUCUACCAGAAGAUUUUGGUAGCACCUACACCCUCAGCUCACCAACAACUUCACAAAAUGCACAGCGUAUCUUGCGUGCCCUUCAGUUACCUCGCCCCAUUUUGUUGGAAGGGUCUCCUGGAGUUGGCAAAACGAGUCUUGUCCAUGCCAUUGCUAAGGCAUCUGGCCAUGAAUUGAUUAGAAUUAACCUUUCUGAGCAAACUGAUGUGACAGACUUAUUUGGAUGUGACUUGCCUGUUGAGGGUGGGGAAGCAGGACAGUUUGUAUGGAGGGAUGGUCCACUCUUGAAGGCACUGAAAGCAGGUUCCUGGAUUGUCCUGGAUGAGCUCAAUUUAGCAUCACAGUCUGUUCUUGAGGGACUCAAUGCAUGUCUGGACCACAGAGCAGAGGUUUAUAUCCCUGAGCUGGGAAUGACUUUCAAAGUCCAACCUGACCAGACAAGACUGUUUGCCUGUCAAAAUCCUUUAAACCAGGGAGGAGGAAGAAAAGGAUUGCCAAAGUCUUUCCUUAACAGGUUCACUCAGGUUUAUGUUGAGGCACUCUCCAAAGCAGACUUACUGUUCAUCACACAAGCUCUUUAUCCACAAAUAAAUCAGGACAUCUUGGAAAAGAUGGUGACAUUCAAUCAGCAGAUUCAUGAGGAGACUGUUGUGGAAGGACACUGGGGAAGGAAAGGUGGCCCGUGGGAACUUAACUUAAGAGAUGUGUUUAGGUGGUGUGAUUUGCUCAUAAAAUACCAGAAUUGUGGCACUUGGAACCCUGGUCAGUUUGUGCAUCUUAUUUACUGUGACAGAAUGAGGACGCUACAAGAUAAACAGAUGGUACUCAAGUUGUUUAAGUCCAUAUUUGAGAAUUCAAGGCAGAUUGAUAAGAUUGGUCCUGUGCAAAAAUCAUUUUACAUCACACCAGGCUAUGUUCAGGUUGGCCAUUCAUGGCUUCCAAGGUGUUCCUUAAUGAACCAGUCACCAAAUGGUGGAAGGCCCUUACAAUUGCUUCAUCAUUGUCUGCCAGCCAUGGAGUCACUCAUGACCUGUCUAGACAUGAACUGGAUGGCUGUACUGGUUGGUCCAAGAUCUUGUGGAAAGACAUCCCUAGUCCAUCUAGUUGCCCAGCUGACAGGAAAUAGACUUGAAGUGAUGGCCAUGAAUAGUGCCAUGGACACCACUGAACUUCUGGGGGGAUUUGAACAGGCUGAUCUCGACAGACAUUUGAGAGAUAUCAUAGAUGAAACCAAGCGGCUUAUCCCUACCAUAAUAAAAGAGAUUUUGAUCUGCAAUGAUCAGAUGAGUACAUGUUUGCAAGAAAUAUUGUCUCUGUAUAAGCUGUCGUCAUCCUUCUCAAGUAAUGACUCUGAAGUUUCUGAAGAUGAAAACACUGCAAUGCUAUCUCACAAGAGACUGGAUGACUUGCAACAUCUCCUUACAAAAGUCAAGGAGAUCUGUGAUAACUAUGAAUUUGAUUCUUUGGAUGCAGUUAACAUCAUGGAGAUGGUUCAGUCCUUACAAAAGAAACUCAGAGCCAACAAGGACAGUUCCCACUGUGGUGGGCAGUUUGAAUGGGUUGAUGGACAACUUGUGGAAGCCCUCAAGUCUGGUUACUGGCUUCUGAUAGACAAUGUUAACUUCUGCAGUCCAUCUGUCCUGGACAGACUGAAUGCUCUGUUGGAACCUGGAGGUGUCUUAACCAUCGAUGAAAGAGGGGUUAUUGAUGGCCAAAUCCCCUCCAUCAAGCCACAUCCCAAUUUCAGGUUGAUUCUUGCCAUGGAUCCAAGAUAUGGUGAGAUCUCAAGAGCAAUGCGCAAUAGAGGAGUGGAAAUUUUCAUGUUGGGAGAGGAGGAUGAUGAGAAAUAUGAUGACUGUGAUUACCAAAUGAUGCUUAAUGGCCUUGGUAUUGAAGACAAAAGAAUAUGUGAUUGUCUUGUAGCUUUUCACAGAGACAAAGGAGGUUCUUUCUUGGAUAUGCUUCAUGCAGCCUCACUAACAAAGCAACUCCUUCAGGGAGGAAGUGAAGAAUUAUCUGCUGUUGCAACUUCUCUGAAUCAAGUUUACGCCAGAAAUCAAACUUCUGUGCAAAACAAACAGGAUGUCAAAGACCUUAUUGGCAAGCACACUAAAAAUUUGGGAAGUGCCGUCCAUUUUGAAUCUACUAUACUGCACUUUCCAUCGGCCCAAGAAUAUCAUGCAAACUCUGUUGUGUCAACAAUCAAACAACAGUCCUUGCCAUUGUUGCACAUUCUCCAGAAUGGCACAUCUGUGCAUCAGCUGGAGUCUGCUGUGCUGUUGUUUUUGGAAAGAGCAUCACAUUAUGACUGGACGUCUAGGCUGGGUUAUUUGCAGUCAGUGGUGGAUGUGCUUUGUGCUAAGAAGUUAUGUUCCCAUCAUCUAGGAGAUGUUGCCUCACUCUUGAAAUCUUACCUUAAGAGUUUUGGUGUAAUUUUUAGCAGUCAACUUAUGGAUAAACUCAGAAUUGGGUUCAACGAUAUCCAGUCCACACGAUUUGAUUUCCGCAUGCUUGAACAUCUCCCUUAUGACCUAAGACAGAACACAGAUCUUUUCAAUCAUCUGAGACAGUUUCCAGUUAAUACUGCACCAUUGGAAAGGGCUUCAGGCUUGGCAAACAGGUUGUCUCUGUUGGAAGCUAAAGCCAGACAGUGUUAUUCUUUUGAAGGAAAGAUUCAUUCAUCUGGAACUUUACAGAGCGGGAAUUUGAUUCAGCUUUGUAACGCUUUUCAUGCUGGUCAGUUGCCGUUAGAAUCGCUUCCUCACCCAGUUGUGGUACAUCUGUUACCCUUCUUUAAAUUGCUGGGCUCUGUUAUGGACAGUUGUAUCCAUCAAGGAGAAACCUUCAGUGACAGCAACUACUGGAUGGUGGUGGAAGGACUUACUUGGUUGGACAGGCUGUGGACCAUGUGCGAGAAACAAACCAGACAGAAUUUCUCACUCUCGUUUCUCUCCCUUCAUUGGACCUGGGUUGAACAGUACACAUUACACUCUGUUCAAACAGCAUUUGACAAAUUUACUGACAGAGAAUUACCAGAAGAGCUUGUUACAGUUGUAAAUCACCUGCAAACGGUUCUAGCCACAGACAGGAGAGUGACUGAAGCCUACUUGCGAAUCCUGGUUGCUUUUGGGCAUCCUGCACCAUUUAAAUCAAGAAGUGCCUUUAUGGUCUGGGAAAAAACGCAAAGUCUUUGUGAACGGUUUGACAAUUACUGCAACAGAUCAUGGAAUCGUCGGUUUGAAGAGGAGCAGCAAAGCUGCAAAAAUGCAGAACUGAAAGGCAAGCUGGCAGAGGUUUUGAAAAUAAUGCUGGACAACACGAUGAAUUUUAGUGAAGAAGAAUAUUCACAAUGUGACUCAAUCCUUUCCAGUGUGGAAGAGACAACUAGCAGAAACCUGGAAUCUACACAAGAGAUAAUGACGUCAGAUGACAACUCCUCUGAGCCAGAUCAAGAAACGAGCGUCAAUAUAAGAAUGAAUGAUGUGGCACUAAAAAAAAUUAUGUCGCUCAUGUUUGGGGAUGUUUGUUCUUUGCAAGAAGGUCGUGUCCUAGGGUCUUUGAUGCUGGCGCUGGUAAAUCAAAUGGCUAGAGGGGCAACUUCCUUGGACAGCGGAGCCGUAAGAGAUGAGAUAGAGGCACUCACAACAUAUCAUUUGAAAAAGAGAAUAAGAGAUCCAGUAAUACAGGCGAUAUUUUGUCACUUGGGAGGUACUCUGAGCAAGGGAAACAACUUAAACUCACAUUUCUCGUCCAUCUUCCGCCUGGUGGAGUCUGAAAUACUCACAGAGUGCUUCAUGUUGGAGAGCCGUAAGCUUUGGGUGCAGGGUAACGAAGGCAAAGAAUCAAAUGUUUUCUCUGUUUUGGGCGGAGCACGACAUCUUUUGGAUAGCGUGUCAUCACGGAAGUUAGUUGAAGAGGGACAUGGCAGCUCUCUCACUUCUUUGACAAUUCGCAACUACGACGAAAACCUCAAACACUUGGAAAUAUUAUCAUCACACUUUUGGGUCAAUGGUGACUUGCUUAAUUCCCACAAUGAAGUGGAUCGGAAUUCAAGUAUAAAGUUGUUCAUCGCCAAAUGGUUUCAAGUUCUUUUGUCAGUCAAAGAAUCCCUCUUUCAAAGUAGAGAUAUGGGGAUCGCUAGUGUCAUUAACAGAAUAUUACCAAGUGUCUAUGAAGAAGAUAAUCUUUUGCAUGGCAUUAACUCUGUGGUAGAUGUUUUGAAGGAAGUUGUGCAAAUUGUUUCCAAUGCUUACAAACACUGCACUGGCAACGUUAAACAAGCAGAUUCGAUGUGUAAUCUUCUGACUGCGUGUCUCGAAGGAGUUUCUCGGCUUCCAGAAGAAGCUCGGGCAAAUAACACAGACAUGUUUUGGGACUCCAUUUGCCUUGGUGACAUGUGGACUAAACUUGGCUUGGUUCAGUCAUUGAUUCUGUCUCCUGUCGGACCCGUGGAUCCUGUUGAGAAAACUAGGAUUGAACUUGAUUACGUUAAUAGCGAGAUUCAAAGAAUCGAAGAGGAGUUAAAAGUGAGAUAUUAUGCAGAGGAAAUAUGGAGAGGAGUGAAGACUUCUGUUGAUGAUUUGGAAGCUCUUGUUUGUGAGGAACACAGGAGUGAAUCACAAUUAACAUCUAAUCCAGUACGGGUGGGGCGAUUGUUAACUAAACUUAAAAAUCUCAGAGUGAAAGCGGAGAACCUGAGUAAGAAUGCCGCCAUCAGACCAGACAUCUCGCAGUUUGAUGCUAUUCUUGAUGAAGUGAAACACUUCCUGCACACUGUUGGUGAGAUUAACACUGUUACAGACCUAACAACAUCUAUGAGAGAGCUAGCAUCACAGCUUUAUGACUCACCGAAGAAAGGUGUUAAUGGAAACGUUUUGGCCAAUUCUGUCACCUCAGCUGUUCAUAAGGCAAAAGCUUGGUAUACUUCUGUGGAAAGGGUUAUCCAAAAGCUGAGGAAGGACUAUCCACUGUACUGUGAUAUUUUAGGACCCUUUAUUGCUGGUGUAUCUCAGGUCAUGUAUGGUGUGUCCCUGAUGUCAUCAAACUUAUCAACAUUGUUUCAAUACUACUUAUUUCGGGCUCAGCUUACAGUGGGUACAAAUAUGCAGUGUAGUGGACCGGAUGUGAUAUUGUCAUUUUGUGAGUUUCCUUUGUCAAGUUCCUUGUCCUGUUUGGAUGCUGCAGUUUCUUUAAUGUCCCCUUCUGUCGAUGCUUGCAUACAAGGCUUGGUUAAAUAUCUUCAAGUUCGUGAAACAGCGGCUCGAACAUCUGCAUUUCUUUCCUUCAGGGCAUUACGGCUAUCAGUUCUCCAUCUGCGUAACCACUCCAUACAACAUGGCUUCCUCGAUGAAAAACUUUACCAAGCAGUGAUUACAAUUCUGGAGAUUUUCCUAAACAAGUGGAAAAUCUUCAAAGAGGAAGAACGGCAGCGAGAGGAAGAGGAAGGAAGUUUGUUCAAAUUCAAGAACAAAACACACGGCGUGAGUCUCAGUGACGAUGAGGAGAAUAAAAGAGCCAUAAGCAAGGCGUUCCCACGUUUUGAUGACGACUUCAAGGAUUUUAUGGCUCCCCAGGAUUUGAACGAGAAUACUUUUGUCCCUCAGGAUGAAAAUGCUUCAUCUUCGUGUGUAGUUAAGUCGGAUGCUGAACUAUUUAUGGAGAACGUUCCUGAUUUCUCAGAAUUGAGGAGGCUGCAUGAAGAAACUUUUUGUCGGCUUCGACCUAGUCGAGAUUUCGCUUUACAUGAAGCAGACUGUUACCGACCAAAUGACUCCAUGGAGUCGCUGUAUUUGGAAGCCUUCAAGUGGGGUUACGAAACAGCGUCAGUGAUGAAUGCUCUUAUACCAUGGUCGCAUGCGGACAUGAAAACAUCUCGAUCACAUCUCUUGCAAAGUUCCUUUUUGAAGGGUCAGUUCCAGUCAGACAGGACAGUGAAGCAAGAAAUGCUAUAUCAGAAAGGUUUGAGUGACAAAAAACCUUUUGAUAUCUACCAUGACUCAAACAUUCAAGAGGUUGUAAGAGUGAAACCAAUUCUUGCGGAUUUUGCUGCUCGUGUUCACGAGCUGUUGGCAGAAUGGCCUCGGCAUCCUGCUCUAAUGCAGCUUUUGGUUGUGAUAGAAAGGAUAUUGUCUUUUCCCGUGACCAGUCCAGUGAUGAAGAUUUUGACUGGCCUUGAAGUUUUACUAAGAAAAGCCCAGGACUGGGAAUCAAAUGCUGCAAAACAUGUCAGCCUAAGAGACCAUUUGGAUAAUGUGACGCAUCUGAUCAUUCAGUGGAGAAAAAUGGAACUCAAGUGCUGGUCAACACUUCUAGAUGUGACCACUUUAAAUUCAGCGGCAAAAGCCAGUCAAUGGUGGUUUCACAUUUAUAGUUCUUUGGUGCAGUUUAGGAUGACUGAGUAUGCGCAGGAACCUAGAGAGGGUUUUCCUGAUGGCAGUGAGGUAAUCGAACCUUUACAAAGAUUUAUCGAAAGCUCAACACUUGGAGAGUUUGCUUCCCGGUUACAAAUGCUGUUUGCAUUUUACAAACAAAUGUGCUACGAAGAGGCGAGCCCUGGAGAAGCUAAAGUAUCAGAUGUGCUAUGGAACUUGUUCUGUUAUUACAAGCAGUUUAUUCCUUCUGUUGAGCAAUCUCUACAAGAAAUGAGGAAACCUAUUGAAAAAGAUCUGAAGGAUUUUGUGAAAAUUGCCAAGUGGAAUGACUCCAACUUCUGGGCAAUGAAACAAGCUGCUGACAAGUCUCAUCACACAUUGCACAAAUUUGUGCGCAGAUACGAGGCCUCUCUAAAUGAGCCAGUCUCCAAGACCUUGACAAAUGUGGAGAAAGCUCUUUCUCCUUCUGAAAAUAAAGAGAAUUACACAAAUGAAAGAAAAAGUGUACAAGCAGAGUGGUUCAUAUCAUCAGAAGCAUUGAAGGCACACUGUAACAGAAGUCUUCAAUUUAUAUCAACGCACGAGAAAUGGAGAUUGUGUCUUCCAUCAAAUCAGAAUCGUCUUACAAAACUCUUUCAAAAAAUGAGACAGUUGUCACACCAGAUUAUCAGUCGACAAGAGUAUGAGCCACUAGUGACGUGCUUGGAUGACUUUACAGCUGAAGUCAUAACCACUUCAAAAGAGCUGCAAGCUUUGGAUGUGUCCAGUCAGCCAAAAGAGAAACAAACAGAUCUGCGGAAACAUAUUCAGCAACGGAAACGUAAAAGUUUGUCAGACCUGUUCAAGAUAUUGGCAUUGCUUGGCGUGUCUUAUCGUAAGGGGCUCAAUCUCGAGCGCCAGUCCACGGGAAAAGAGGCCAUGUUGGUUGCUGCAGUUGAGGAAGAGGCUGUAACAAGAUCAGUCGAGCUGCUUUCUGACAGGUCACCUGACUUGCUACAUAAUGUGAGGCAGCUCUUGGAGGGCUGUUGUCGUUAUUACUAUAAGUCACUUGCAAGGUCUUCUGCCUUAACUGCAGCCAUGGUAACGCCGUCAAAGGAGCUCAGUGUUGGUGACAUCGAUCGUUGUAAAGGUUGUAGUAACCAUUUACUUCAUGUUUGUUAUGAACAAAGACAGGUCAUCUCGCAGUUAUCGAGAAACAUUAGACGUACAAGUGUUGGUUUGAGGCAGUUGAGAGAAUCUGUCACAUCACCAGAUGAAGAUGCCACCAGCGGAAUCGCGAGCCUUCCACCUCAGAAGGACCUUGAAAAGCACACUAUUCAAGUGAUGGAUCUUCUCACUAACACGGCCCAUGUUCUACAGCAAAUGUCCAUAUUGCUGAAAUGUUGUCCCAAUGAAAAAACGCCACUUCACAAUUGGACUCCAUUGCCACAAGCAAUGCUUUCGUCUGUGGCAGUUUCGUCUGCAGAAGAUCCUGACAUUAAGGAGAUGAUUCAAACGUUGGAGAACACUGUGACGAGGUUGCACCAAGUGGCCAAUGAAGUCCGGCCCUAUGCUGCUCUAUCUGAUCACGUGUUGAACAAUACAAGCGGGAAUGACAGGACAGCAACCAUAGCAUCUUGGCUACAGAACAAAGUAACAAGGGACGCUUUCUUCAAGCUGAAAGGAACAGCAGACUUGAUUGAUGAAAUGUUGCCAAAGUUUAAAUCAAAGUGUUGUUCAGUUAACAAAGGCCUUGGUGGCCCACUAGUCCGCCUCAAAGACGAGAUCUUAGAGAAAUUUAACGAUUUCCAUUCAUGGAGUACGGCUGUGUCUGGGAAGGAGGAGAUUCAGACACCCUGGAGUGAUGAAAACAUUGAUGACCAAGGAGUGGCGACUCUGAAUGCAUUUAUCAGCGAUGUGGACGCCCUGAACACCUCGCUUCUUCUGGCAGUUCAGCGUUUGGCUAAGGUAACAGAAAAUAGCACCCAAGAAAGAAACGAAGAAGGUGAAGGUAGCAAAAAGAACACAGCUGAUCAAGAUGGCAGUGAGAACUUACAGCUUCAAGAUGGACAUUUGGCAACUCGUUUACAUCAGAACUUACUCAACGACAUCAGCAGGCUCAAAUUAAACGGCGUGACGAGGAGCAUUUCUUCACUUCUGUCCCAGGUCAAAAACAUGACUGAUUCCUCAUGGUCUUCUUCUAACAUGUCAGUUCAAUUUUCACUCAGUGGUUUUUGCGCUCAUUUACUGGAAGGCUCCAUCCCCCUACUCCAUCAAUACCUGAACCUCUCACAAAAUCUUCUCAUCAAUUUACUGGAAGCUCACCGCGCAACCAGCAAACUGUUGUCUGUGUUGCUGAGUAUCUUCACCGAUCUCGGCACAAGAGGAUUCUGUGUCCCCCCGGAAAUAGAGGAGGGUGAAGGCGACGGGUCUACAGAGUUUGAAGACAUUGAAGGGGGAGGCAUUGGAGAAGGAGAGGGAAUGAAAGAUGUCAGUGACCAGAUAGAGAAUGAGGAUCAGCUUGAAGAUGCUAAGCAAGAAGGACAAGACCAAGAAAAGAAAGAAGACGACUCCCAACAACAAAUACCUGACGAAGAAAAUGGUAUUGAAAUGAGUGAGAACUUUGAGGGGGCUUUACAUGACGUGGAAGCUGGAAAGGAAGAGGACGAGGAGAACGAGGAAGGGAAUGGGGACGAGGAUGACGUUGAUAAACAGAUGGGAGAGGUUGAUGGACAAGACACUGAAAAACUGGACGAGAAGAUCUGGGGAGACUCAGAUGACGAGGAGGAAAAAGAGGAACACGAGAUGAAGGAAGAGAAGGGAACAGGAGCUGAAGCCGAAUCUCAGUCACAAUUGGUCGCUAAGGAAGACAACAAAGGCUCUACAAAUGAAAGAAAAGAGCAAACAGAGGGACAACCUGAUGCUGAUGAAGAACAAAGUGACGAAAAUAUCAAUGAAGCCUUGCAAGGUGAAGAGGGAAACUUGAGUGACGAGGGGGAGGAUGAACAGGAAGGUACUGGACAGCAAGGUAAAGAAGAAGAGCCUGUUGAUGCAGAGGAAUCUUCUAAAUUAGAGCUGCCUGAUGAUCUGCAGCUUGACGAUGAAGGGAACGAAGGCGAAGGAGACCAACCAGAAGAAAUGGAAACUGAUGAAUUUGAAGGAGACCAAAUUGACACCGAAGAAACUGGAGACAAAACAACGGCACCAGAUGAUGAACAAAUGGAUACCGGCAACGAUGAAGAGGAAGGGGAAGAACUGGGUGAUGAAGAAGACGUGGAGGGGACUGAGGAUGAUAAGAAACAAGAUGUAGGAGAGGGUCCCGAGCAGGAUGAAGAUGCUAUUGAUGAGACUGACCAGGAGGACUGGAGGACAAAAACAGAUACUGAGCCUCAAGAAAAUGUCCAGGCUGUGGAGGAUUCUGGAGAAGGAGAUGGGAAUGGAGAACAAAGUGACGUUACUGCUGGCCAAUCUGAAUCGACAGAAGGUAAUGAGGAGCGUGGAGUGGGGCGAGCUGAGGCACUUGAUGACGGACACCUCGGAGAGUCAAGCCAAAGGAUCGCUCAAACCACAACAGAUGCCAGACAACAGUCUCGGCAAAGAAAGCAGAUGAACCUUGCCAGGUCUGACCGGGCACUGGGUUCCAUGGAUGAAAUAACUCACAAGAGACUGAAGACUGUUGAUGAAACAGAGUUGGAGCCUGGAGCAGAGGUAAAUGAGACGAGAACUGAAGAUCUGUUCCAACAUAUGCGAAACGAUGAUCCAAGUUCACAUGACGCACAGACUCUUGACAGUGCAACCGCUGAUCAAGCCGAAACGCAAGAUAAAGCAAACUUUCCCGAGAUGCACAGUGACGGUGAAGACGACGAAGGGGACUCAAAAACGGAAACAGCUUUGCUCUACGAUAACGAGGAACUUCCCACACCAGAUAAGUCCCAGCCGUCCCGACUUCCUCCACCAAUGAAACCCAAGCUGACAGCGGAUAAUGAAGAUGGAAACGAGGCGCGCGAAAGUGAGGCUGUCGAGGAAGCCAUGGAAACCAAUGAUGAUGAAGGAAUGACAGCUGAGCGUCUGCGCAGUACCUACCAUUCAUCCGACAUGGCACUGGCCUUUGGAAGAUUGGAUAUAUCAUCACUGGAUCCUGAGAAGGUGAGAGCUGAUCUGGAACAUCAGUUAGCAGAAUGGAGCAGCAUGGACCGAGGCACGGCCGAGCAGCAGCAAAUGGCUCAAGAGGCCUGGCGCAAGUACGAGCUUCUCACGUCCAAUCUGUCUCAGGAUCUUUGCGAACAGUUGAGACUGGUCUUAGAACCGUCACUGGCCACCAAGCUUAAGGGCGAUUAUCGAUCAGGAAAACGGUUAAACAUGAGGAAAGUGAUCCCUUACAUUGCUAGUCAGUUCCGUAAGGACAAAAUCUGGCUGAGGAGGACGAAGCCGAGUAAGAGACAGUACCAGAUCAUGCUGGCUGUGGAUGACUCUUCCAGCAUGAAUGACAAUCGCUCUAAACAGCUGGCGUUUGAGUCGUUAGCUGUCAUCAGCAAUGCUUUAACCAGACUUGAAGCUGGGGAUUUGGGUGUUUGUAGUUUUGGGGAAACUGUCUGCCUCUUGCAUCCAUUCCACGAACCCUUCACAGAUAACUCAGGAGCUAGAAUUCUACAGCAGUUCACUUUUGAUCAGAAGAAAACCAAGAUAGCCGAACUGUUAAGUACGUGUACAAGUUUAAUGGUGGCGUCACAUUCACGGUUACAAGUGUCUCCCCGGAUGAGAAGAGAAACGAGCCAGUUAUUGCUAAUUGUGUCUGACGGCAGAGGAAUAUUUCUGGAGGGGAUGGAGACUGUUCAAAAGGCUGUACGACUAGCAAGGGAGACAAAUAUCUUCAUGGUAUUUGUAAUACUUGACAACCCAGCUAACAAAGACUCAGUUCUUGACAUCAGAGUACCGAUUUUCCGUCCAGGAAAGUUACCCGAGAUCAAAUCCUACAUGGAACAAUUUCCUUUUCCAUUUUACAUCAUUCUAAGGGAUAUCAACGCAUUACCAGUGACCUUAAGUGACGCGCUGAGGCAAUGGUUCGAACUUGUGUCUAGUUUUGAUUGACAGCAAGGAGCGCUAAGCACUCGGCGAAACAGGCACAGGGAUAGAAAAGAAGGCUCUUCAAAUGCGCAGGGGAAACAACAACCGGACCAGAGAGAUGAGCAGAAGGAAUGAGUCACGAAUACGGGAGUUAGGCAGUGAUCCCGGUAAAGUUGCAUUUCUUAGAAACAAACCUUGACAGCAACCGCUGACAAGGUUUGCUAUUUGAGAUGUUCGUGGACCAAAUGAGCAGAGCUUCGUAAACGAUGGGAAGUUUGUGAGGUUCUUGAAGAUUGAAGUAAAUGAAAUGUUAAAGCUGUCUUUACCCAAAUUCGAUUUAAGAACAAAGAACAAUUUGAGUCAAAUAGUUUUUGCAGAUUAUACGGCUGAUAAAUUGUUAAGAACGAAGCUACAAGGUUACUGAAAUAUCUCGUUUAUCCUGUCUUCAGAGAAAGAAACUCACUGUUCACUUGGUAUUUGUCUUUCAUCAGGAAAAAGGUUGACCUUGAAAUAUUGUACUGUUAUUGAGCACCUUCUUCCCUCCCCCCCCCCCCACCUCCCAUUACUCAAGUACUUUCCUCUCUUCUAGACUUAAGUAUUAUGAGAUAAUCAACCACAGCCUACAACCAACGGUCCAGUGUAACUUCUUUUUUUUACAGCAGUUGACAACGUGACUUCUGAACCUUCUUCUAGCUAAACCUAGGAUCCGAUAAUGUAACGAUUUAUUCUCUUAAUCUCUUUUGUAUGAUAAUGACCAAAAUUCGACGCAGAAUCAUAAAACUACGUUGAAACUUGAAAUGUUUGUGGAUCUUAUAGGCAGAAGGUACUAACAAUACGCCACAAAAAUUUUCAGAACGUUGCAUGAUUCCAAUCUUUGGAGAAGUUGUCAUGAUACGAGCGUAUAUGACUACUUUUUCCUUAAUUUUAAGUACAAUUGCUAUGUAAAUUUAACAUUUAAACUGUCGUUUUAGAAUUUUGCUAAGUUCAUAAGUAGAUAAAUAAAUAAAUGUAUCUCAAAUUUUACCGUGAAGAUUGAGGGCUAGUAACACUGCUCUUUGUACGUGUACUUAAAGAUGGUAGCGUGAUACGACAUUGCAAGAUGUAACGCAACAAAAUCGCUCCGUUUGCUCUUAAAAAAAAAUUGUUAAUCUUAACUUAAGAUUCGUCUUUGACUUUUUUUAACUCCAGUGCUACUCGCUUGAUGUCUUCCAGUCCUUCUUCCAGUUGCGCUCCUAUCGUUCUCUCUUCAUGUUCUUCCUCUUUUUCAUGUUCGUCACCAUUCUUCACUGCAUUAUCUUCGUUGCCGGACAGUUGCUUUAUAACUAGUGUCAUGUAGUGGUUUAAUUUGUCGAAGUUUUCGGAUGUUAACUUAUCUUUGAGAAAGUUUAUUAUCUGAGGCACGCACCGACCUGGCGCAUGUACCAUGCAGUGAGUGUGGUGUUGGAAUAACACCGCUGAUGCUAGGUGAAGAGCCAUGGCAGGCUCGUUUUCUUGACGUAACUGUUCCUGAAGAGCGCAGCGACGCUCAACUGUCAACUGCCUUUAAAAUUCAAAUAUAAAUAAAAAAGGACGCCACAUCAGUAAUAACAUUUGAUAAGAACGGUGUUAGACAAAAGUUUCUUCAGAAAUUAUAUCAUGAUGAUAGAGGGAGGCUUUUAUUCCUGUUGGGCUAAAUUUGUUAUAAAGCUGGCUCUUGUUGAGGGAAAUGUAAUUGUUUGAACUGUGUAGGAAACACAGUAGCUCUCUGCUGCAUCUACAUGUAGAUAGCAUAAUAAUGGUAAUGUACAAACGCUAUAGAAAUAAUGUUAUUAUUAUUUUUAAAUGCCAAAUUCUUAUAACCAGAUUAAAGAAAAAUGUGUAGCAGUUAGAGGGAAGAAUGAAUGAUCAGAUCUUAGGCAAUUAUUGGAUGAAGUUGAGCAUGAUAUCAUGAAUUGUCAAUGCUAAGGUCUGAGCUAUCUGCUGUUGCCGAAGGAUGAAGCAGAUAAAAAAGACAUAGGGUUUGAUAAAUCAUUAUGUGAAAACUGA
This is a messenger RNA of Pocillopora verrucosa, 18613 nucleotides long. RefSeq names its product midasin. Gene Ontology annotation, biological process: ribosomal large subunit export from nucleus; ribosomal large subunit assembly. The record is from RefSeq and is a predicted model, not a curated record. Gene Ontology annotation, molecular function: ATP hydrolysis activity; ATP binding. NCBI's taxonomy places the organism in Eukaryota, Metazoa, Cnidaria, Anthozoa, Scleractinia, Pocilloporidae. Gene Ontology annotation, cellular component: preribosome, large subunit precursor; nucleus.